AAAUCAAAAACAAAUUUCGAACAUGGAAUGACUAAUUGCCUUCAUUUUCUAGGUUUCCCAUAACCUUGACAUAACAAGCAGCAUACUUCUUGCUACUACAACUCAAUUAUUUAUCCAUUUUCAUUAUUAGCGCAUAUUAGAUUAUUACAAAAUAUAAUUAUUUUUAUGAUAAAAAAAGGAGAGAGAAAAAAUAAAAGAAAAAGAAAACACUGAAAAGAAACGCCAAAGUAUACUUGGUUCCUCUACCACCUGAUAAGCAGGAAGACUUUCUAACUGAUCCAUCCUAUGAUAUAUAUGUCAUCCUAUUAGAUUUAUUUAUAUGUUUUGAGGGGGUGGCAAUAAACAAAGAAAAUAGUUAUACCAACAUCAAAAGACUAAGAGAGAGAGAGAAAUUGAUCGUGUGAGUUUUAUCUUGAUCUUUUUGAUGGAUUGAGCUCUAUUAUUACUACUAGGUAAUUUUAAGGAAGAUCUGAAAAAGUGAGAAAAGAAGAGAAGUUAGCUUGAGUAUAGGAAAGAAAGGUAGCAUAGUUGUGAAGGGCUUUUGAUUUAUUUGGUGAGAAAGAUGGCGAAUCCGUGGUGGACGGGUCAAGUUGGGCUGCAAGGUUUGGAGUCAACUUCAUCUGGGAUGAAGGGGAAGCCAGAUCUAGGGAUUUCUAUGGGAGCUGAUCAUCAUCACCACCAGGCCGAGGAGGAGGAUAGAGAAAACAGUGAUGAGCCGAGGGAAGGGGCGGUCGAGGCACCGAAUAGACGGCCAAGGGGCCGUCCUCCCGGUUCCAAAAAUAAGCCCAAGCCACCGAUUUUUGUUACCCGGGAUAGCCCGAAUGCGCUCCGUUCACAUGUUAUGGAGGUGGCGGGCGGAGCUGACGUUGCAGAAAGCAUCGCCAACUUUGCCCGCCGACGCCAGCGAGGUGUCUGUGUGCUUUCUGCUGCAGGUGCCGUCACUGGCGUCACAAUACGUCAACCCUCGGCGGGGCCAGGCGGGCCUACGGUUGUUGCCCUACAUGGCCGGUUUGAGAUCUUGUCUCUCACAGGAGCCUUUUUACCAGGGCCUGCUCCACCUGGCUCCACGGGGCUUACUGUGUACCUGGCUGGUGGACAAGGCCAAGUAGUUGGUGGGAGUGUUGUGGGACCACUUAUUGCCUCCGGACCUGUUAUGGUCAUCGCCGCCACAUUCUCCAACGCCACAUAUGAGCGGCUCCCGUUAGAGGAACAAGAAGACGAGCAACCCGGACAACUUACAGGUGGCGCGUCAGGAUCCCCUCCUGCAGGACAACAUCAACAGCAACAACAAGGUAUGGGAGGAGAUCCGUCUUCUGGCUUAGGAAUGUACAAUUUACCCCCUAAUCUACUCCCAAACGGCGGAGGAGCAAGCGGUGGUGGUGGGCAACUUAACCAUGAAGCCUAUGGUUGGACUCAUGGUGGUCGCCCUCCCUUUUAACAAGAAUAAUGAUAUUCAUCAAGACAUAGAUUGGUUUAUUUUCAGGUAAAUUAGUCAUGUCAAAGAUACAUAUAUAUAUGAAGCACUACUUGUAUGAUUUGAUGUUAAUUAAUAGUGAGAGAAAGAUAGAAACGAGGAAAUGAUGAGAAAAGCAAGCAAAGAAUUGAAAGGGUUUAUUAUGCUCUCUUGGUGAUGAUGAUAGUUUUUAUUUUUCUUGUAAAUUUUAAUGUUUCUCUAUAUUCUAGACUAGGGUUCAGCUUUUA
Molecule: messenger RNA, 1701 nt
Organism: Chenopodium quinoa (quinoa)
Lineage: Eukaryota; Viridiplantae; Streptophyta; Magnoliopsida; Caryophyllales; Amaranthaceae
Product: AT-hook motif nuclear-localized protein 19-like
Exons: 1
Coding region: 563-1438 (291 amino acids)
Cellular component (GO): nucleus
Molecular function (GO): DNA-binding transcription factor activity; minor groove of adenine-thymine-rich DNA binding
Source: RefSeq, a predicted model, not a curated record